This is a messenger RNA of Corylus avellana, 1155 nucleotides long. The record is from RefSeq and is a predicted model, not a curated record. Lineage: Eukaryota; Viridiplantae; Streptophyta; Magnoliopsida; Fagales; Betulaceae.
AUGGAAGAUGCUUCGCGAUCUGGAGAGUGUGAUGUUGAGUUGAGUGAGGAGGAGGAUAAUUGUAAGAUUUUGGAGUGUGCAGAUGUGAUUCCAGAAUUGGAUGAUUUGAGGUUACCAGUUGAGGGUACUUCUGUUGUCGAAGGAGACUCUGUUGUUGAAUUGGUUGGAAAUGGUGUAAAGGUUGUUCCUGUUAAGGAUAAGGAGGUGGAUCUGAGUGAAGCUGGAGGUUCUGAGGCUAAGAACAAUAAGAAUUUUUUUGCACCUACUAGAGAGGAGGGAAAAGUUGUUGUCAAACCUCCUAAGGAAGCGAUUGAGGCAGGUAUUCUGAAGUGGUCUCCAUCACUGCGUACUAUGGAUAGUAUGUGGGCUCAAUAUGGGAAAAUGGAGGUUUUCUUGGGGGAGAAUGGUCUCUAUUUGUUUCGAUUUGCUGAUGAAAGGACCAGGGAUAAGGUCAUGGAAGCUAAGCUAUGGCAUAUAGCAAACAAACCUUUGAUCCUACGUAAAUGGACUCCAGCUAGUGGAGUUGGUAAGCCUCUUUGUGUUGAUUCUGUUACUGAAGAUCAGCUUAGGCUUGGAUUUGCUAGGGUAUUGGUUGAAGUGGAUAUUGAUUCUGAUUUUCCAAGAGAGGUUGAAGUUGUAGGUGCUGAUGGGGGGAGGGUUGCAGUAGGAAUUGAGUACCCAUGGUUGCCUAUUAAAUGUAAGAAGUGUAAAUCUUUUGGUCAUUUAGCACAUGCUUGUACCAAAGUGGAGAAACAAGUUUGGAUUCCUAAAAGGACUGAACCUGUCCAGCAAGAAUUGCAAAAGCAGGUUGGUGUUGGGUCUGGUAAAACCAUUGGGGUGCAAAUUGUGUCAGCUCCUAGGGUUGCUGCUAAAGACCAAUGGACUGAAGUUAGAUCUGCUAAAAGAACUCCUAUCUCUAAGCCUUCUGCUAGGGAUAAUCUUCAUUGGACUAAUUCUUUUCACUUGCUGGCAAGAGCUGAUGGCAGAGGUGAUGCUGAUGAGGUGAAAGGUGCAGGAGCUGUUUCAAAUACUUUGCAAAAAGUGAUUGAAUAUGCCUUAAAUGAGGAGAGUGCCAAUCUCUUGGUUGACAAGGGGAAAGGCAAAAUGGGGGAAGAGGAGGAGGUGUUAAUGAGGGGUUCUUCUCCUACUGCAUGA